AUGGAGUAUGAGCCCUUCGAAAAGUGUCAUUUUCGUGAUACCGUUGAUCUUUCGCAACACCUGCCACUGGAAAAUGGUUCCUAUAUUUACGAUGACAUCUUGAUAGAGGCAAAUCAAACCGCCUUCUAUAGACAUCAAUUGACGUUUCUCGAUAAAUCCGAAAAGACUGCGUUACACAGACGCGGCUGUGUUUGUGAUUGGUCCAAAGGCAGAGCGUGCAUGAAGCUGUGCUGUGAACGGGGUAAAUUCUUUAAUCAAACAUCACAUCGCUGUGAAAAACUGGCGCCUAAGCAGGCGAUGCCAACGGAUAUGGAGAUUUUACUACAGAAUAAAACUCGCACAAUUUGGAAUAUUUUCAAUCAUUUUAUUAUACAAAUCGGCAGGCCCUGUGAAAAACUUGAAGUCAUUAAAAUGCAUGUGGAUCCAUGGGUCUUGAAAGAGAAUGGCACAUUGGCUAUAGCUACCGAUAAUAUCACUUUGGAUACGGUGAAUUAUUGUAUAUCACCACAAUUGAAUAAAACACUCAACAAAACGACAUUGCUGGCCAUGAGUUGUCCGAUGAGAAAUGAUCCCUCACUUUCGAUGGUUUUGAAUACAUAUAUCUCUUUCCCCUCUUCUCACAAUCUACACAUUUCUUUAUAUAUUAUUUCUUUCAGUGUAUUUAUCAUACUGCGACUAUUCCUAAUUAUGGGCAUAUGCUGGAUAAUGGACAUCAUAUCGUAUUGUUGUCGCAAUUACAAAGUUUUGGAUUUUCUUUUUGGCAUAACGGAUUUUUGUAAUGCCUCACAGGGUGUUUUAAUAUUUUUCAUGUUUAUAUAUCGUCGCGAGGUGUUGAUUGCACUCAAGGAACAGUAA
Molecule: messenger RNA, 855 nt
Organism: Musca vetustissima
Lineage: Eukaryota; Metazoa; Arthropoda; Insecta; Diptera; Muscidae
Product: G-protein coupled receptor Mth2-like
Exons: 3
Coding region: 1-855 (284 amino acids)
Molecular function (GO): G protein-coupled receptor activity
Source: RefSeq, a predicted model, not a curated record